UUCAACCUAAACCUAAAUUUUUACCGGGUUUUAACAAUGUUUUUUUUGUGCGCCUUGAUUGUCGACAUUUAAAGUUAAUUAUUUCUCAUCAAAUUGUUAAAUAUUUUGGUGGAUUUUUUAUUUCGUUUUAAAAGUUUAGUUAUAAUCCUAAAUAUGACAUGAUGGAAGUCGAUGAACAACCAAAUGAUGAACCAUGUGAGACUCCAAUAGGAGAAAAGGUUGAUACCAAGGAUGUAAAUAAUCAUCAAGAUACUGCAUCGUCUGAAUUACCCAAUAAUUUAGAUACUUCAACCUGUAAAUCUUUUCCAGGGCUUGCUUCAACUUCAGCAUCUUUGGUUCGUGGUAUAUAUUUAUAUCCUGACUCUUGUGAUUUAGAAACUCUCUAUAUUGUUUUAAUUCAAGAUGAAUGUGUAUCCAUUUGGUGGAGAGAAUCAGAUUCUACGACUGAAUGGAACCUUGUUAGUCAUACAAUUGACGAGGAACCAACAAACUUGAAUUGUUCCGUUAUCGAGUCAAAACAAUUUAUUUGGAUUGGAUUGAUUUAUGAUGGAUUGAAAUACCUCACCCUUACACAUUUAAGAUUCGAUAAAAUAGCUAAAAAUGUGAAACUUUACCUCAGAGAAUUUUUCGCUUCUACUUUCAUCUCUGCGGAAAUGAUCAAUAAGUGCCAAUUGAGACGAGCAACCAUUAAUAUAGCCUGUCUACCAAAUGAAAAAAGUGUCCUCAGCAUACCUGGUCCAUCAAAUACAAUUAAAAUAUUUUUAUAUGAUCUACCAACAUCAAGUAAAACCUACUUGACAUCAAUAAAUGCAAGAAAUGUUACAACAAGCUGUAUAUUACCUGUAGAUGAUUGGGAUAUCGCUUUUAUUGCUCACUUUGAUAAUAGAAUUCAAAUAUGGAAUACGAAUGAUAAAUCAUUGAUCAACUCUAUUCAUGCAGAAAGAUCCAUCUUCGAGAAUAAAAUUUGCUUUGAUGUGAUGCACGAUAAAGGAUUAGUUUAUCUAUUCAUCGGAGAUCCGCGAUCUAGUGCAAUAGAUGUGAUAGCCCUUAAUCCAAAAACUGGUAGAUAUGCUUCAUUGAUGAGCUGCAACAUUUUUGAAACCGAUGUAACCAAUCCACUGAGCUUUAACAAGAUAAAAAGAAGUGGAAAUCAAUUACUUCUUGUUAAAGAUGAUGGCGUAGUUCUUUACGAUCUAGCCAACAGCAAGUCCGUUCUUAACUGUGGUCAAACCUCAAUAAAGGAUGCUUCCAUUGGAUUUGUUAAAGAUAAAGCUGUGAUAUUCGCUGCCACCACCUAUGGCAAAAUAAUAAACUUACUCAACUCCUAGUUUUUUAAUUUUCAUUCAACCUUUCACCCUUGUUCAGUUUUCCUGUCUUAUCGUUGCUGUCUAUCCAGCCAUAUCUUGCUUUGGAUAAAUAACACAAAAAAUCUUUUCCAUAUCUUUCCAAUUUUACAUCUUUUUAAGCGAACAUCAUUUUUACCCCUCAUCAUCUUGACUAUAUUUGCACAGCUCUCUCUUUUCUCACCUUGAUUAUUCCAUACAAUUCACAUUUACUCACCUUUUUCAUUCUCUAGAACAAACAAUAAAUCUUCUGGUUAAAGAAGAUCAAUAUCAUGUUUUACUGAAAACCUUGACUAUUUUCAUCCAAAUUAUCCCUUGAAAACCAUGUCUAGUUAGACAGAGCUUAUGUUUGAAUUAAAGUACAUACCACUUGAUUGAUGCACAAA
Molecule: messenger RNA, 1729 nt
Organism: Tetranychus urticae (two-spotted spider mite)
Lineage: Eukaryota; Metazoa; Arthropoda; Arachnida; Trombidiformes; Tetranychidae
Molecular function (GO): protein binding
Source: RefSeq, a predicted model, not a curated record